UACAGUAUGUCUUUUGUGUCUUUAUAUUGGGAUUUGGAAGUUGGAACCAUCGAGUCCAUACAAUUGAGUUAACACAAAUACGCAUGUGGUUAAAAACCAAUGAGGACUAUGUUCACUAACUCUCACUGAACAUUCGAAGUGUUCUCAAGUCUUCCCAAGACAAACGGUUUGUAUGCGAGGCGGCAGACAAAGCGUUAAUCUCAAUGACGAAGUAUGUUUCCCCAACCUUGCUGUUACCAAAGCUGCAACCUUGUCUCAAGCACAGGAAUCCUCGGAUCCGAGCAAAAGCAUCAUUAUGCUUCUCUCGAAGUGUUCCUAGACUGGGAGUUGAAGGUAUUAAAGAAUAUGGAAUUGACAAAUUGGUUCAAGCAGCUGCAUCUCAGCUUAGUGAUCAGCUCCCUGAAUCACGUGAGGCCGCACGGACCGUGCUACUAGAACUUCAGACUGUGUAUGAAAAACUUAAUCCCCUCACCAACCCUGAGACAUCAACAUCAUCAUCUCCAGAAGAGGAGCAAAUUCUAGAGCCAGUUACUUGGGAAAUCUUCUGCCAGUCAAAACUCUCGGCUCUAAGCGCACAAGCCGUGCUUCGUGUCACUAAUGUUGCGACUGUGACUGCUCGGGAAGGUUUGGUUACUGCAGGUCCAUCCUCGUCAGCUCAGUCAUAAAACCUUUUUCUACUACAAUUUUUUUAAAAACCGUUUGCUACGAAUCAUACGGUGAACAUGGUAUUCUCCGGGCAUGAUCUACCAAAUUGGCAAAUUAUGGACAGCGAAAGAGUGUGAAGGCUGUUUGGUUAAAAAUCUUGGUUUCUUUCUCUGUUAUUUUUUCUUUUUGUGGGGUCUCUUCAGUCUUCACCAGUACUUUUUUCUUUUAUGUGUAUAUAUCUAUACCAAGAUUUGGUAAGAUAGCCUGAGGCUUUUGGUUUUAUUCAAAUUGGUCGGUGUCUUGGAUUGGAAGAUUCAGAGUCCAUUCUUCGCAUCAUUAUCUACAGUGCUUAUAGAUAUGCUUCUUCCUUAUCGGAUUAUCUUGGAAGAUUCAUACUCAUGUUUUAGAUUCUUAGUUAAGUCAAUUCAUCGUGGAUUCGUUGUCA
Molecule: messenger RNA, 1090 nt
Organism: Capsella rubella
Lineage: Eukaryota; Viridiplantae; Streptophyta; Magnoliopsida; Brassicales; Brassicaceae
Exons: 2
Coding region: 204-665 (153 amino acids)
Biological process (GO): microtubule cytoskeleton organization
Cellular component (GO): cytoplasmic microtubule
Molecular function (GO): microtubule binding
Source: RefSeq, a predicted model, not a curated record